AUUCAACUUCAACAACACAUUUCCUGUUUCUUCAUAUCAGGUAGAGAACUCUGUUGUGUCUCUGCUAUAAGCUCGUCAAGGCAUGUUGGCAUGUCCUUAACUCUGGCCUUGACGAUCUGAGCCUCCAAUUCUUCCAUCUGUUCUAUGCCACCGUGCCAAUCUGUCAGAGGAAGCAACAUGUCAUCAUAUAACAUGCUGUCUGUCGUUCUGCCGUGGAUUCUCUUUCUGAUGGCUUCAAUCCGAUCUGAAAACGUGACGCUCCCAAAGGACAGAGACAGUAACUCCAGUGCACCGUCCCUGGACUCCGCAGAGCCAACCAGGCAAACACCCGCAGAGGUCACAAACAGCCCUACAACCAGAACGUCUUUUAUUCUCUUAUCCACCAACCCAUCACAAUUAACUCCAAAGAUCCGUUCUGAGUCGUCCUCCACCCUAAGGCCUAGCUCCACCACUGGGCCCUCCUCCACCCUAAGGCCUAGCUCCACCACUGGGCCCUCCUCCACCCUAAGGCCUAGCUCCACCACUGGGCCCUCCUCCACCCUAAGGCCUGGCUCUACCACUGGGCCCUCCUCCACCCUAAGGCCUAGCUCAACCUCUGCAUCCUCCUCCACCACUGGGCCCUCCUCUGCCCUAGGCCCUAUUUCAAACUCUGAGUCAUCCUUCACCAUAGGGCCUAGCUCCACCACUGGGCCCUCCUCUACCCUAGGCCCUAGUUCAAACUCUGAGUCGUCCUCCACCCUAGGGCCUAGCUCCACCAGUGAGUCCUCCUCCACCCUAGGGCCUAGCUCUACCAGUAAGUACUCCUCCACCCUAGAGCCUAGCUCCACCAGUGAGUACUUCUCCACCCUAGGGCCUAGCUCCACCAAUGAGUCCGCCUCCACCCUAGGACCUAGCUCCCCUACUGGGCCCUCAUCCACUCCAGGUCCUACGUCCACCAUUGACUCAUCCUUGACUAAUGAGACUCUCCCGUCCACAUAUUUACCUAUAUCCACUUCCACCAAUUCUACCAACUCGUCUUUGAUUCCGAUUCCCAAGAUGGACAGAGAGAAGUUCCCCAUUUCAACGACCAGGACAACAUCGCCCGCUAAAGAACAUCUGGAUCCACCAGGGGGAGGGGGUCUGCCUUGCUCUCCUAACCGACGGAGUGGCCUGGUUAGCCAGUGUCUGAUUGCCAUUGCCUCCCUGGCUGCUCUGGCUACCUUCUUCAUGGUCAGUUGCAUCAUCAUCUGCACCAAGUACAACUCCAGAAAACACCGCUACGCUGUGUCCUCCGGCAACCGAGGCACGGAGAUGGUGUGUAUCUCCGCACUGCUCCCCGAUGGCUGCGCCCCCCAUGGGAGACCCCAUGUCCCCAGGAGUAACGGAGCCCUGUUGCAUGACACUGAGAUGGACAGCGAUGAGGAGGGGGGAGAUAAUUUAACUCUUCACAGCUUCCUCCCCGAAAAUGACCAGAGGCCAGAGUCUAGAGUUUAGAUACGGAGAUGGGGUCUGUUUGGCUCAAUUACACUGGAUAACUACCCAGGUCAUCGCCAAAGCUGUCUUGCAGAAUAUCAAGGGGUUAAAAACAGAGACUAUAGGGGUGUGUAAAACCUUUAGUUUUAUUAUGAUUUUCCAGCUGAAGAAUUUUGAAUUGCACUUCUGACUGCUCCGCUGCUCUGAAUAUGUUCAACUACAGCUCUUAAAAUAGAUUCCAGCUUCCUUUUUGAAGUUGUUGGCUGGGCCUCGCUGCACAUCCGUCACCAGAACGCAGUAGAGCAAAACAAAAACACAAAUUAUGAACCAAUUACAUGUUACUUAAUCAUGACGGGUUUAUCAGAAAUGUUUAAAGUGCUAGCCUUUCUUUAAGAGAAUCUUUCCCACACAUACACUAGAAGAAAACCCGGAUUUAUCUAAUGAACACUUAUCAUGACUGCUAAUCAGUUACAUUUGGGUUUUGUUGCUGGUGGAAUGGGCUGCUUUGGCUUUCAAGAGGUUUGAACAUUACAUCCUUCGGUGUGAAAAAACACACUUUAAAUAAAAAUUACUAAAUAAAACAUUCACUAUUUUAAAUGCGUGCUUCCAAUCAGUUUUAUCCUUUACAUGUUUGUUGCCUGCAGAAAAGCUUGUUCUUGGGAGGUAUUUUAUAACAUAAUCAUCUGUCUGGAUCUAGUGAGACUAAACAUAAAAUGUACCAAGAUUUUUUUCAAUGUUUGCUUUGGCAAAUCCCAGGAUGGGGAUGUGAUUAAAUGUCAUUUACAAGGUGCUGGAUAAGUCUGGUAUUCUUUUAAAGUUGAGAAUGUUUGUUUUGCUCUUUAUCACUAAACCUCAAACCCCAUUUGGACCUUGCCACACUCUGAUGUUUGACUUUUUCUAGAUGUAUUUUGAAUAGUACUUCCCUAUGUUUGAGAUAAGGGAUAGGUUUCUUAGGGACAAUCCAAGAAAUGCAUUCUCAAUCCAUUAAAGAAACAGCAGAGGUCAGACAGUUUAACUGAAAGUGAUCACAAUGGACUGAAUUAGAUGAAUAAAUAACAAAACUGUAAAUACACAGAUCAGC
Molecule: messenger RNA, 2533 nt
Organism: Esox lucius (northern pike)
Lineage: Eukaryota; Metazoa; Chordata; Actinopteri; Esociformes; Esocidae
Gene: selplg
Product: selectin P ligand
Exons: 2
Coding region: 145-1473 (442 amino acids)
Biological process (GO): leukocyte tethering or rolling; hemopoiesis
Cellular component (GO): plasma membrane
Source: RefSeq, a predicted model, not a curated record